This is a messenger RNA of Thermochaetoides thermophila DSM 1495, 2070 nucleotides long. RefSeq lists its product as uncharacterized. The coding region runs from base 1 to 2070 and encodes 689 amino acids. NCBI's taxonomy places the organism in Eukaryota, Fungi, Ascomycota, Sordariomycetes, Sordariales, Chaetomiaceae. Gene Ontology annotation, molecular function: ubiquitin binding. The record is from RefSeq and is a predicted model, not a curated record. The transcript has a single exon.
AUGGUCUCGCUCCCCUCAUUCGCUCUCUUUCCCAUCGCCACAUGGCGCGAUCAAAUCGUGCCAGAUGAGUGGGUGUCAUGCCUAAAUGCUUGGGCUGUCCUCGUUGAAAGCCAUCUCUCUCUUCCAGAAAACGAUUUCGUUACGGUCUCACUUAAGGAUGAGAGCCUAAGGGGGUUUCUGGUCUCUUUUGCCCGGGAGGUUGCCGCCAACGGCACUGCAUGCGUAGGGCCCUCACAAUCAGCCAAGCGGCUGCUCAAAGGCUGUCUAUUGUUGGUCACCAAGAUUCUGCAGUCACCUUCGCCACCCAAGUCACUCCUCGAGUGGGAGUUUCUUGCCGACCUGAGUAGAAUUUACGGCAAAAAGGCCGAGCCGGUUUUCUCUCAAUUAUCAACUACAGCACGCGAGUUGCUCGAUGCCUCAUUGUCCGAACUCAAAAAGUUCUUAAUCAAGAACCUCGACGCUGGUCUCAAAGGGGGCAACCUCAAGGCAAUCGAGGAGCGUCUAGAGCAUGUCAACGACCUCAUCCGUGUCAGCCCAGCAGUAGCAGAGUUUUUUCUCACUGGUAGCGAUUUUCUCGAUGGGUUAAUUAGCUGCUACAAAAUUGCGAACCCGCCGCUGCGCAAGGCCCUCAUCGCCACCACCUACCUAUGUCUCAUGGGCGUUGCUGAUGGCCAGAAACUUUCUGCGCUUAGUGAUCAGCUCUACUCCCUCAAAGCUGCGGGCGCAGCCCACAAGUCGGGUCCUCUCAGUGAAGAUGGCUCUCUUGUUGCGGAAUUGGUCACCUCAACCCCCUUACUCCAACGGCUCCAGCACAAGCUUAAUACUUCCGAAUCCUCCUCACGUUUGACCUCCGUCCUCAAGGAACUAUCAUCCUUCAAAAAGCCCAACAGCACCAUCACCAAACCAAAACGCCUCAUUCGCCGACGCAUCGACAAGGGCAAAGCCCCCAUACGCUCCCUCGACUCCUUCCCCUCCGACCAACAACAAGAAGACAUCCACCUCCUCAGCCUAAUCUCCCAAGUCCAAGACCUCUUUCCGGACCUCGGCGCCGGCUUCAUAGCCCGCCUACUCCAAGAAUACUCCAACUCCCCCGAGCAAGCAAUCGCCCACCUCCUAGACGACUCCCUCCCGCCCCACCUCGCCUCCGCCGACCGCUCCGAGCCCCUAACCUCCUUCAAACAACCUGCUCAUCCCCCUCCUCAUCCCGAUACCCCAGAAUUCAACCCGGCAGACGAGCUCUCCGACUCCGACAUCGAAAUCCUCACCGCCGCGACACAAAACAAACUCCACCUCGGCAAGCGCCGUCUCUCUGCUUCCCUCCCUGCGGCCCCCUCUAAGCAAACCAUCCUCUCCGCCCUCGCCGCAUUCGACUCUGAUGACGACGAACGCGACGAUACGUAUGAUGCAGCUGACGUGGGCGGAACAAUCGAUGCACGCCCGGAGGACGCUAAACUGGUUGCGGCAGAAACGGGCUCUCUUACCGGAGUGCCAGUUGAUGUGGAAAUGGUGUUGGCAAGGACGUGGUUGGCUAAUCCCGGUGUGUUCGCGCGUGAUGCGACGACAAGGAGGUCGAAGGAGAGAGCAAAGUUGAGGGAAGAGGCGGGGGGGAUGACGGAUGAAGCGGUCGAGGGAUGGGCGGUGAUGGUGCAGAGGGAUGACGGGUUGAGGAGAAAGGUUGAGAGGAGAUAUGGAGAGCUUGGCAAGGGAGCGAAAGCGCAUGAUGGUGCGGGCAUACAGGAUGUUAUCAUUGAGAGGACGAAGUGGCGUGCUGGGGAUGAUGCUACGGAGGGCACGGAAGGGACGGAGGAUACGGAAGAGGGUGAAGGGGAUGAGGAGGCUGGACGUGGUGCCGGAGUCAGGGUCGGCGUUUCUGGAGCAGGCCGUGGGAGGGGUCGUGGUCGGGGAGGUCGUGGCAGAGGCGGUGGUAGAGGUGGUGGCGGGCAGCCAUCAUCUGGAGGUCCGGCAGUUGAUAGACGGAGGAAGGAAGCAAACAAGGCGAGUCGGGCGAACCAUAACCGGCGCGACCAGAGGGCGCGGAAGAUGUUCAAGGGCGCUGGACUGGGCGGUUAA